AUGUUUUUAAUAUACACCAACAGAUGGCGAACGAAUUCAUUAAGAAGUUUGAAUAAAGUGAACCGCAAUGAAUCGUUGGCUCUCGUUUCAGCACCGCCGACAAGGGCUAUAUCUAUAGAUUUGUGGUUUUAUAGACUUGGUUCAGAGAAAUACAAAUCUAAAAGUGUGCCAAGCAGCCAACAUCCAGAAUGGAGAGAACGUUUUCAAUUACAUCUGUACCAAGAUCAUGUCUUGAAUAUAUCAUUACGUGAUAAAGGAAGAAUGAAAAAUGAUAUGGGAAGUUGUGAUUUAGAUCUAUCAAACUACGAAAAGGAGAGGACUCAUGAAAUCUGGAAGGAGCUGGAUCAUGGCUAUGGAGCAAUUCAUAUCUCACUCACCAUGUGUGACAUCAAGUCUAAUGGGAAUGAAGAAUCAGAUGACUGCUUCAAUAGACACGGUAUACUCACUUUACCUAACGACUGGAACGUAGUGGGAUUAUUACAUGUGAACGUUAUCUGCGCCAAGGGACUGACGAGCAAACCAAACGCUUACUGCACCUUGCAGAUUGACAAUGAAAAGGUUGAGACACAUAGAGCUGGUUCGAGCAUGGAACCGAAAUGGAACAAAUGCUAUAUUUUUAAAAUCUACGAUGUUACAUCAACGUUGGAUUUUAAAAUAUACGACAGUUCAGUCACUAACGUACUAAAUGAUUCUUUGGGGAAGAUUUCCAUACCGUUGUUGAGGAUAAACAGUGGCAUGACGAGAUGGUACGCCCUCAAAGACAAGAGCAAACGUCACAAUGCUAGAGGAAAUUGUCCCAGAGUGCUCCUUAAAAUGGAUAUGGCCUGGAAUCCAUUGAAAGCUACUCUCAAGUUAUUUCAAGCCAAAGAGACACAACAUCUGAAGAAACCUGAGAAAUUCGACUUCGUUCUUAUAUAUAAUAAUAUGAAAUUUGUGUCCAAUCUUCUGGUCUUCGGUGAAGAAGUCAAUGAAUAUUACAAGCGUCUAUUCGAGUGGGAGGAUAAGGAGUUUUCGUUCUUCGUACUUAUUGUCUAUGAAUUAUUCUGUUUCUAUCUUCGUCUAUGGGCUGUACCUCUUAUUAUAUUACUGCCAUUUUUCUAUUAUAGAAUAUUCAGCAGAUACCGAGGUAUUUAUAAAUUCGGCAGAAAGUAUUUGAACCCGGACAGAAAAUUGAACAACGACUUGGUCGAUUUCCUUUCAAGAGUACCGGAUAACGAGAUAUUGAAAGAUUGGAAGGAAUUAGGCGUACCCGAACCGAGCUUAGAAUACACAGAGAGCUCUCUCAAGAGAUCCCAGAGUACCUCAAUUUGA
This is a messenger RNA of Danaus chrysippus (African queen), 1311 nucleotides long. Lineage: Eukaryota; Metazoa; Arthropoda; Insecta; Lepidoptera; Nymphalidae. The record is from the annotation of a GenBank genome assembly.